CUGGGGAUCCUCACUUCCGGUACUCGCGUUGUGGUGGUGGCGGACGAGUGACCCUCGGACGUUCCCGGUCGCGCUGUGGGUCCGCACUUUCCUUAGCCGCGCCAUGACCCGAGACGCAGAACCCCGUGACGAGCUGCCGGACUGGGUGGGGGCCAAAGAGUUCUACCAGAAAUACGACCCCAAGGAGAUCAUCGGCAGGGGGGUGUCCAGCACGGUGCGGCGCUGCAUCCACAGAGACACCAGACGGCAGUAUGCCGUGAAGAUCAUUGAGGUGACACCAGAAAGGAUGAGUCCAGAACAGCUGCAAGAGGUCCGACUGUCCACUGCCAAGGAAAUGGAGAUCCUACACCAAGUUUCCCAACAUCCCUUCAUCAUCACACUGAUUGAUUCAUACGAGUCCUCCACAUUCAUAUUCCUGGUUUUCGACUUGAUGAAGAGGGGCGAGCUGUUUGACUACCUAACAGAGAAGGUGACCUUGAGUGAGAAGGAGACCAGGUGCAUCAUGCGUUCUCUGUUGGAGGCGGUCUCGUAUCUACACGCACAUAACAUUGUUCACCGUGAUCUGAAACCAGAGAAUAUUCUCAUGGACGACUGUCUGAACAUCAAGCUUUCUGACUUUGGCUUCAGUUGUGUUUUGAAGCCUCAGGAGAAGCUGCGAGAACUCUGUGGGACACCAGGAUAUUUAGCUCCAGAAAUCCUCAAGUGUUCAAUGGACGAAACCCACCCAGGAUAUGGAAAGGAGGUGGAUCUGUGGGCAUGUGGGGUGAUUAUGUUUACGCUCCUGGCUGGCUCGCCUCCAUUCUGGCAUCGUAGACAAAUGUUAAUGCUCCGCAUGAUUAUGGAUGGACGCUAUCAAUUCAGUUCUCCAGAGUGGGAUGACCGAUCGGCGACAUCAAAAGAUCUGAUCUCCGGUCUUCUUGAGGUGUCACUAGAGAAGCGUCUUACAGCAGACCAAGCCCUUCAGCACCCAUUUUUUCAAAGUCACCAACGAGGCGGUGGCUCCACGGUCACUCCAUAUCACCGCUUCCGGAUCGCGGCUUGGACCGCUUUGGCUUGUGUCCGCAUUCUUGUUCGAUGGCGACGAGCUCGGCCCAUUACCCGUGAGCUUCUCAUAAGAGAUCCAUACGGAGUAAAGGGCAUCCGGAGACUUAUCGAUGGCUGCGCUUUCCGGAUUUAUGGGCACUGGGUGAAAAAGGGAGAAAGACAGAACCGCGCGGCUUUAUUUCAGAAUCAGCCGAAAGCCCUUUUAUUAACGAUGGGGGAUGAUGAGGACCAUGAUGGCGAACUGUAAGUGAUGCAAAAACAGGGUCUGAAGAGUAAGAGGAUCUGUCUGCUGCAGGACUGUUUACCCAUCAAGCGUCGGCAUCACGGGUCACACUGCAGCCAGCCGCACAAUAUCCUUCUGAGGGAUAGCCGCACUGCCAUCUACACACUAAUUACCUGUCAUCUGGAUCUCCAUAAGACCACACGCAGAUGAAGAACGCUCGGCAGCAGAUCUGUGCCAUGUGAACGGGGCCUGCCCCCACAUUCUCCUGGGUUAGUACACCAACCUGGAAACUAGUGUACACCCCAUUGUCCAGAUUUUACUGUUAAAGGGGUUGUAUAUGGCUGGCAGCUACCUCCCCCAAUCCCGACAUUGUGCCCUGUGGGUAAUCCGUUUUUGCUUGCGUCCUGUAGUGGGGCCUUGGAAUACAGGACGCACAUGCUCACUGCGCAUCUAUUUCUUCUCUUCAAUAACCCCCUCCUCCAGCUGCGUGUCAGUGACGGACGGACGACCACCUAUUAUAAAUCCAGUUACACAGAUCACUGACUGAACUGGUUACUGUUACACAGGACACAUCUCGCCGCCCUCUGGUCCGAGGACCGCAGUCACGUGACAAACCCGGACGUGGGAUUCAAGCAUGGGGGAUAAGAGAGAACUAGGAGUAGUUAUGGCACAACUCCUUUAAUGCUGUAUGACUUGUAUACGUGUCGCCAUGUCUAUGUAC
Bufo bufo (common toad) is the source of this 1988-nucleotide messenger RNA. It is a transcript of the gene PHKG2, whose product is annotated as phosphorylase kinase catalytic subunit gamma 2. Lineage: Eukaryota; Metazoa; Chordata; Amphibia; Anura; Bufonidae. Gene Ontology annotation, molecular function: phosphorylase kinase activity; ATP binding; calmodulin binding. The coding region runs from base 104 to 1291 and encodes 395 amino acids. The record is from RefSeq and is a predicted model, not a curated record. Gene Ontology annotation, biological process: glycogen biosynthetic process; protein phosphorylation. Gene Ontology annotation, cellular component: phosphorylase kinase complex. The transcript has 10 exons.